UUAAUCACUUCUGGUGAUAAUAGUUAAUCAACUGAUGACAAUAAAGAGUCUUAAUCAACAAUAAUCAAGGAGCAACAUGUCAGUCAAUUACUCAGCUGGUUUGUCUCAUUAUGAGGAGAAAGGAGUUUGUGGAUUGCCUGAGAUUGUGGAAGAUUCUGAGAAGAUAGAAGAGAAAAUCAAAGUUGUUUGUGAAUGGAUUAAAUCAUCUAAAUGUGUCGUUAUUCAUUGUGGAGCUGGAAUAUCAACAUCAUGUGGAAUUCCCGAUUUCCGUGGACCCAAAGGAGUUUGGACUCUGGAGAAAGCAAAGGAAGAUGAGGAGAGAAGGAAAAAUAAACAAAAUUCAAUAAGAAGAUCAAAAGAUUGCAAAGCCUUUGCUCUCAAAAAGGAAACUGGUGAUGAUAAAGAACCAGAAAAUCAAUCAUCCGAUCUUCUAUUGGAAUCAACAUCAAUCGGACAAAGUAUCUCAUUCGAAGCGUCAAAACCAAGUUACACUCACAGAGCAUUAAAUCAAUUGGCCUCAUCGGGUCUUAUUCACUUUAUAAUUAGUCAAAAUGUUGAUGGAUUAUUUCUGAAAACUGGAAUUAAUCGUAGAUUCAUUUGUGAACUUCAUGGUAACUUUUUCCUCGAUGAAUGUGAUACAUGCGAAUCACGUUUCAUCCGGUCAACAUCAAGUCCAACCAUGGGUUUAAAGGUCUCUACCCGAUCAUGCCCUCGACCUGGGAGACCAUGUAGAGGACAUUUACGUGAUACAAUUCUUGACUGGGAAGAUGAUUUACCUGUCGGUGAAUUGGAAAUGGCCCAACAAUUUGCCGCUAAAGCGGAUCUUUGUAUUUGCCUUGGAACUAGUUUACAGAUCGUUCCAGCCGCUAAUCUGCCCUUUGUUUGUAAGAAAAGGAAAUCAGACCAAGGGAAAGUUAUCAUAAUUAACUUACAACCGACUAAAUUUGAUCAUAAAGCUGAUUUGGUUCUACAUGAUUACGUUGAUUCUGUUUUGGAGCGAAUCUGUAAACAAUUAAACAUCUCUGUACCUGAUUAUGAUCCAGCUCAUGAUUUAACCAAAUUAGUCGAGACCAACAAUCAGCUCAACCUGUGGAAAUGAUUAUUCAAUCAUCUCAAUAUUAAUUAUCUUCAUUAUUGCCAUUAAUCAAAUCAAUUUACUCGUCACUUCAAAUGGACAAUAAAAAAAACCCAAAACAAUUGGAUGGACAAUUAAACCUCAAAAACCACGAUAAUGACGCACAUAGAACACAAUUUAAACCAACAAUCAACUUUAUUAAUAGAAAUAUGACCUUAAAUUAAUUAUAUCGCCAUCAAUUGAUCGUAAUUGUAAACAAUUAUCUCAUCAAAAUUAUAUGUAUCAUAUGAAACACCAGGAAAUCAAGUUUAAGUUCAUCCGAUCACAAUUUGAUCUGUUAACUAUCUCACAAUAUAAACAAUUAAUUAAAGAGACUCACCUUGA
Panonychus citri (citrus red mite) is the source of this 1459-nucleotide messenger RNA. It is a transcript of the gene Sirt6, whose product is annotated as NAD-dependent protein deacetylase Sirt6-like. The record is from RefSeq and is a predicted model, not a curated record. Gene Ontology annotation, molecular function: NAD+ binding. Lineage: Eukaryota; Metazoa; Arthropoda; Arachnida; Trombidiformes; Tetranychidae. Bases 77 to 1099 code for a protein of 340 amino acids. The transcript is spliced from 3 exons.